UGGUCUUUAGCUUUUUCUUGUGAACACAUAGAUUCUGGUUUAAUUCCAUAGUUUUCAGAAUAGUUUCAUGUGUAUAUAAUGUUCCAGGCGAAACGGCGCAAGACAUAUAGGCAAGAGAUAAUAUCCAAUUAUCAGCCACGUUUCAAGGGGUUGUAUAAACUUGAUCCUAAAUUGUUUUUGCUUCCCUCAUUCCGCAAGGCGAUCAGCGAAAACACAGAGGAAAGCUUCAGACGUAUCAUUUCUGAACCGUUUCCUGGUGUUUUCGUCUUUAAAAUGUUUCAGCCUGAAUUCUUUGAGAAAUUGCUAGUUGAGGUAGAGAAUUUCAGAAAGUGGGCUCAUGAGAAAAAUUUCACGAUCAGGAGACCAGACAACACGAGUAAAUACGGUGUUGUACUUGACGACUUUGGCCUGGAUAUCAUGCUUAAGCAACUCAUGGAGGAGUUUAUCUUUCCUAUUUGCAAAGUAUGCUUCCCUGAAGUGUGUGGAACAAUGUUUGACUCUCACUAUGGAUUUUUAACUGAAAAUGGUGAAGAUAGGGAUGCUGACGUAGGCUUUCAUGUGGAAGAUUCAGAAGUGACAUUGAACGUUUGUUUAAGUAAACAAGGAGAGGGAGGGGAAAUAUUUUUCGCAGGCACAAGAUGCAAGAAACAUAUGGAUACAGAUCCAAAGCCAGAGGAAUGUUUUGAUUACUGUCAUAUACCGGGUCAAGCUAUACUUCACCGUGGCUGCCACCGCCAUGGUGCCAGAGCCACGACAUCUGGUCGUUGGGCCAAUAUGAUUCUUUGGUGCCAAAACUCUUUGUUUAGAGAGAUGCAAACUUAUGAGCCGGCAUUCUCAGACUGGUGCGGUCAAUGUGUCCAUGAAAUGAAAGAAAAGGAAAGCCAGAGUCUUGCUGCCAAAAGAAAGGUUACAAAAAAAAAGAAAAGACUUGAUUAAAUUUUGCACAAGUUUAUAAGAUGUUUUGUUUGAGCAUGGUUAUGAACCUAUGCGUGUCCUUAUUGCAGGAGAUGAUUAGGAUAGAGAGUUAGAGAGUGAAGCUGAAGCUCCACGAAAAAACUGAAGUUUAUGCUUUGCCAUUUGACUCUUUACUUGGAAAAAAUAAAACCCGAGUAUAUGUAGAAUCAUUUGAUAAUUGUAUGGCAUUAGCUGACGAUGCCUAAAAAGAGGAUAACCCAUUCUAAUUUUCUUUUGGUAACUAGCCGUAAAUGAA
Molecule: messenger RNA, 1210 nt
Organism: Arabidopsis lyrata subsp. lyrata
Lineage: Eukaryota; Viridiplantae; Streptophyta; Magnoliopsida; Brassicales; Brassicaceae
Exons: 7
Coding region: 79-936 (285 amino acids)
Molecular function (GO): iron ion binding; oxidoreductase activity, acting on paired donors, with incorporation or reduction of molecular oxygen; L-ascorbic acid binding
Source: RefSeq, a predicted model, not a curated record